AUGUAUUUUGUACGAGCUAGUUACCCCUCUGGCUAUUCGGACACAAAACACUCUGUAACUGAUGUCUAUCUAUGGAUCAAAAAUCCGUCAUGCUCGGCUAUGGUUACUGCUCCUGUUAUGUCGCCAGAGACAUCGGCGGACACAGCUUCAAGCAAGGCACCUGGGGGUGAGACCGCCAUGUUCUUACCACAUCAAGAGCUAAUGUACUGCCCCGAGCAGGGUGUGUGGCGGUCGAGCUUUGGGUCAAUCGACAAGCGUCAAGCCCUGAGCCUUGUCACCUGA
Messenger RNA from Fusarium venenatum, 282 nucleotides. NCBI's taxonomy places the organism in Eukaryota, Fungi, Ascomycota, Sordariomycetes, Hypocreales, Nectriaceae. The record is from RefSeq and is a predicted model, not a curated record.